Molecule: messenger RNA, 1197 nt
Organism: Chironomus riparius
Lineage: Eukaryota; Metazoa; Arthropoda; Insecta; Diptera; Chironomidae
Source: the annotation of a GenBank genome assembly
UAAUACAUAUUGCUGUAAACUUUUUAAUUAACAAAAGGAGUUGAAUUCGGCAACACAUUUUUGUGAGGCCGAAAUAGAAUAAAAGAUUUCAAAACGUUCUGCUCAGAAGCAAUACGAAUUAUGGGGUGCGCACAAUCAGCAGAAGAGCGAGCUGCAGCCGCCAGAAGUCGCUUAAUUGAACGAAAUUUGAAAGAAGAUGGUUUGCAAGCCGCUAAGGAUAUCAAACUUCUGUUGCUAGGUGCUGGAGAAUCGGGAAAAAGUACAAUAGUCAAACAAAUGAAAAUUAUUCAUGAAAGUGGUUUCACAUCUGAGGAUUUUAAGCAGUAUAGACCAGUUGUUUACAGUAAUACAAUCCAAUCGCUUGUUGCUAUUUUACGAGCAAUGCCGAACUUAAACAUCAGUUUUGGAAAUAAUGAACGUGAGUGUGAUGCAAAAAUGGUUUUUGAUGUGGUUCAACGAAUGCAUGAUACUGAACCGUUUUCUGAAGAUUUGCUUUUAGCAAUGAAACGGCUAUGGUUAGAUACAGGAGUGCAAGAAUGUUUCUGUAGAAGCAACGAAUAUCAAUUAAAUGACUCUGCAAAAUACUUUUUGGAUGAUUUAGAUCGCUUGGGAGCUAAAGAUUAUCAACCAACAGAACAAGACAUUUUAAGAACAAGAGUUAAAACAACUGGAAUUGUUGAAGUUCAUUUUUCUUUUAAGAACUUAAACUUUAAACUUUUUGACGUUGGUGGGCAGAGAUCUGAGCGAAAGAAAUGGAUCCAUUGUUUUGAAGAUGUAACUGCUAUUAUUUUUUGUGUAGCUAUGUCCGAAUAUGAUCAAGUUCUUCAUGAGGAUGAAACUACAAAUCGAAUGCAGGAAUCUCUUAAGUUGUUUGACUCAAUAUGUAACAAUAAAUGGUUCACAGAUACUUCCAUUAUAUUGUUCUUGAAUAAAAAAGAUUUGUUUGAGGAAAAAAUUCGAAAAUCACCUUUGACGAUAUGUUUUCCCGAGUACACAGGUGGACAGGAAUAUGGAGAAGCUGCAGCAUACAUCCAAGCUCAAUUUGAAGCUAAAAAUAAAUCGACGUCAAAGGAAAUUUAUUGUCACAUGACUUGUGCUACUGACACUAACAAUAUUCAAUUUGUGUUCGAUGCCGUUACAGAUGUUAUUAUAGCAAAUAAUUUGAGGGGAUGUGGUUUAUAUUAGAUACGGAAAUCA